AUGUCCUCCUCCUCCUCUUCCUCCUCCUCGGCGCCGGCGUCGCGCAGACAAUGGUGCUACUUGUGCGACCUGCCCAAGAUGCCGUGGGCCAUGAUCUGGGACUUCAGCGAGGCGGUGUGCCGGGGCUGCGUGAACUUCGAGGGCGCCGACCGCAUCGAGCUGCUGAUCGAGACGGCGCGCCAGCUGAAGCGCGGCCACCUCCUGCCCGAGGGCCGCUCGCCGGGGCCGCCGGGCGCCAAGCACGCCAAGGAAGGGCCGGCCCCGGAGCGCUACGAGCCCCGCGGCCGCCUGGCCGGCGACUACGCCCUCAGCCCGCGCCUGCCCAACGGCCUGGCCCGCGAGGAGGGCGAGGGCAGCCGGCACAGCCCCACGGCCCGCCGCGCCCUGCUGGGGGCCGUGCCGCCCGGGCUGGGGCUGCUGGGGGGCCCGCAGGGGCUGCUGGCCGCCGUCUCCGGCCUGGCCGCCCGCCCCGCCCUGGCCCUGGCCCCCGCCUCGGCCUCGCCCCUGCUGGGCGAGCCGGGCAAGCUGGCCCGCGCCGCCGCCGCCGCCGCCGCCGCCGCCUACGCGGGCGACUACGAGAAGGAGAAGCAGCGCAACGCGGAGUGCCUGGGCGAGCUGCACGAGGCGCUGCGCGGGCGGGCCGAGGAGUGGCCCGGGCGGCCCAAGGCGGUGCGCGAGCAGCUGCUGGCCCUGUACGCCUGCGCGCCCUUCAACGUGCGCUUCAAGAAGGAGCACGCCCUGGUGGGGCGCAUCUUCGCCUUCGACGCCGCCCCCCGGCCGGGCUACGAGUACGAGCUGAAGCUCUUCGCCGAGUACCCCUGCGGCUCGGGCAACGUGUACGCCGGCGUGCUGGGGGUGGCCAAGCAGAUGUUCCAGGAUUGCCUCAAGGACCCCGGCAAGGUCAUCUCCUCCGGCUACAAGUACCUGGAGUACGAGAAGCGGCACGGCGCCGGGGACUGGCGCCUCCUGGGCGAGCUCUUCACCGAAGGCGUGCGCUUCUUCCGAGAGGCCCUGGCUCCGGACGCCGUGCCCCAACAGUUCCUCGACAGCAACUGUGCCAUGCCGCCCAGCCUUCUCCUGAGGGCCGUGCCUCCCGCCCGGGCCGUCACCCGGAGGCGCAAGGCCUCUCCGGAGCCUGAGGGAGAAGCGGCCGGCAAGCUGACCGGCGAGGAGCAGCAACAGAGGCAACACUGGCUGCCCCAAGGAUCGGGUGGCAUCUACCCGUCCGGCAUGGCGCACCUGCCAGCCUCGGCCGGCCAAGGGCCCUUGCCCGAAGGAUCGUUGAGGAAUGACCCUUCUCCCAUCACCGCCCUUAAGAAUGUGGCCGACACGCUGGGGAACAAGGAGGUCAACCCGGUCCACUCCACCACCGCCCGGCAAAACAGCGCGAGUCCCGCAUCACCCGCUGCGUCCGGCCAACACCGACUGGUGCCCCGCAACGGCGAGCCGGGCCAAGCUUCCACCACCUCCUCCUCUUCCUCCUCCUCUUCAUCUGGGGCCCACUCCUCCGGGGGGGUUGAGCCCAGCGGCACACAGAGCGCCCCUGAUUCCUCAGGAGGGGCCAGCAGCACCCCCCUCUGCUGCACCAUCUGCCACGAGAGGCUGGAAGAUACCCACUUCGUCCAGUGCCCUUCGGUGCCUGGGCACAAGUUCUGUUUCCCUUGUUCCCGGGAUUUCAUUAAAGCUCAAGGAGCGGCUGGAGAGGUGUAUUGCCCCAGCGGGGAGAAGUGCCCUCUGGUGGGAUCCAACGUCCCCUGGGCCUUCAUGCAGGGCGAGAUCGCCACCAUUUUAGCCGGUGAUGUGAAAGUAAAAAAAGAGCAUGAUCCGUGA
Molecule: messenger RNA, 1830 nt
Organism: Euleptes europaea (tarantolino)
Lineage: Eukaryota; Metazoa; Chordata; Lepidosauria; Squamata; Sphaerodactylidae
Gene: IRF2BP1
Product: interferon regulatory factor 2 binding protein 1
Exons: 1
Coding region: 1-1830 (609 amino acids)
Biological process (GO): regulation of transcription by RNA polymerase II
Cellular component (GO): nucleus
Molecular function (GO): transcription corepressor activity
Source: RefSeq, a predicted model, not a curated record